Prunus armeniaca (apricot) is the source of this 348-nucleotide messenger RNA. The record is from the annotation of a GenBank genome assembly. NCBI's taxonomy places the organism in Eukaryota, Viridiplantae, Streptophyta, Magnoliopsida, Rosales, Rosaceae.
AUGAAGCCUGGUCAUGUCAAUGCAUUAGCACGAUACUUUUUAAAUGGGCUACCUACUUCAUUCAAGCAGACUAUCAUUGUCUGUGAGAAGUUAGCCCCUGGAGAAGUAGUCAUCAAAGUAAGCCUUGAUGACUACAAACAUGUCAACACACUUCUUAAUGAAGAGGAUACGGUGGGCUCUCUCUCUCGGAAUGCAAAAAUGAUGAACUUUUUGAAGGGAGCCACAACUAUGGGUGUGGUUACAGCAAAUGGAGAGCUGCUAAUCAACACGGGCAGUUUCAUCAUCUCCUUGGUAGACCAUGGUGGUUCCAAAACCAUGGACAUAGCCAUCGACAAGAUGAAGUUUUAA